AUGGUGAUGCGGGCAGACGCGCGGCCCUCCGUGCAGGCGAGCUCCGGGUCUAGCAGCUUCAGCAUGCUCGGCCGGGCCUCUGCAGCGGCCCUCUGUGCCUUGGUGGCCACAGUCGCAGGCAGACGUUCCCACCAGCGCGCCGAGAAGGUUGUGGUCCGAAUUUUCCCAACUCGGGUGCGCAGCCGACAAAAGACCAUGCGUCGCCUGGAACCAUUCGGCGAGAUGCCCGCAUGGUCGCGCAAGCCCCUCCUGAGAAAAAGGCUCAAGCAACCCUGGCGAAAGCGCCCAUCGCCCAAGUUGUCCAUGAAAGGUCGCUACUGGAUAGAGAGAUCACGGGUCAGCUGCCACUAUAACGUCAAGAUCUCACAGCUCACCAAGUAUGUCUUGCGAGCUUUCAAGGAGGGUCGCAAGCACCCAAUCGACACUUUGAUGCAGAUCCUGGAGAGCCGCCUCGACAACUUCGUGUGGCGAGUGGGCCUGGCACCGACCAUGGCAGCCGCGCGCUGGAUGGUGCGGGAGAACCACAUCCAGAUCCGCCAUGCACGGAAGGAAGAUGACUGGCGAGCGCCACGCUGGGUGACCACGAAUGUGCCAUCUACACUUCUGAUGCUGGGUGACCAGAUCCGGGUGCGCCCGAAGAAGAGCUCCCAAGGUCUUGCAAAAAAGCACCAAGAAGAAGAUGGCGAGGUUGAUGUCCCCGACCAUCUGGAGUGGGAUCGCGAGGCGCUGUAUGGCAGGUACAAUGACGUGUGUGAUUCAAACCAACUGGGGAUGAAUGUUUGCGAGGACUUCUUGCUCUACAAGUUUCUUGGGCCAACGGGUGUCAGACAGCGGCACAUCCGCUGGUUCGAGGGCACCACCAUUCCCAUCCCAAAGAUCUACAACGGAGGCCGCAUCCGACCCACACCCGAGAACAUCCUGAACAUGAAGAAGGGAGCUGGCAUGCGCAAGCGUGGCAGGACCCGACCUCCUUCGUUGUGGGGCAUGAAGGGCGGCAAGCAGCGCAACGACCCCUGGGAGUACGGCAGCAAGGUCAAGGUGGAGAUCUCCAUCAACGACAAUGUGCACAUGCUGAAAAGAUACACCGCACGCAAGAUGCUGAUCCCAGUUGAAGACAUGAUCCUUGUCUACCAAGGUAAGCUUGAUUUCGUCAUCCAGAAGGCGCUUGGUUGGACUGCCCGACACGCCGGCAGACAUACGGGAGCCCAAGCAGACAAUGGAUGCAACGCAAGCAUCCUUCUGAUGUUUGCAAUGGGCAUGCGGCAAGUUCAGCACUUGCAAACGCACCUGAAUGUGCUACGCGAAGUUUUUGACUUGCAAAGCAGAGGUGUACGGGAUGUGAAGGUCGAAGGUGCAAACUUUGCAAACGCUCUUUACAGGCAGACCCAUGAAGUGUGUUUGGCCCCUGGCAAAGACUGGAGGGCAAAUUGCUACUCGGAACACUUCAGUGGACGAGAUCGACACGCAUGCAUCGCCUAUCAUAGCAUUCUCAUCGCUGCUCUGAUGCCUGAGGAGAAUGGGUCACUUAACACUACCGAGAGUUCUUUUCGCUACAACCGCCACGCGGGGGCCUCAGCCUGCGGUAAGGGCAGUGAAGAUGGGCUCCUCUAUGUACUGAAUCGUGAGACAGGCAAAGUCUUCGAGGAAGUCAUUCCCGGCCCAGUAUGGUCCAUACUGAAAGGGUUGUAUGCGACGACAGCAUGCGGGAUAGUUCCUGCGCAUCCUCUCAGAUGUUGUCUGCGGAGGUUGACCCAGCAUGCCGGUCGCAAGAUGCGCUCGACGUCCAGCAAGAAGGACGUCCAGAAAUUUAUUCAUGUGUAUAACAUUGACAUGGACGAGGUGCUGCUCCCACUGAGCGAAUUUCACUCAAUGAAUGACUUCUUCACACGCGAGCUGAAGCCUUCGGCGCGACCCAUUCACAGCCCCCAGGAUGCCAGCGUUUUUGUCAGCAGCGCAGAUUGCCGAGCCAUCGUCUUUCCAAACUUUGAAGAGGCGGCACGCGUUUGGAUCAAGGGCUCCAAGUUCUCACUGGCAGAACUGUUGGGAAGCUCUGCUGCGGCAGAGCCUUUUCUGCGGAAGUCAGGCUGUUCUGUGGCUGUUCUCCGCCUGGCACCACAGGAUUACCACCGCUUCCACUUCCCCUGCGGCCCGGGCCAGGUCUUGAGCCAGAACUGUUUGUCGGGGGAGUACUACUCAGUGAACCCGGUGGCUAUUAACAAUUCCAGCGUCGACGUGCUCACUGAGAAUUGUAGAUCCGUCAGCCUUCUUCAGCAUGCCGGCUUUGGCCUAGUCGCCUUUGUGGCUGUGGGCGCUACGCUGGUGGGCUCCGUGGAACUUCUGAGAAAGGUAGGCUCGGAUUUCCAGAAGGGAGAUUGCUAUGGAUAUUUCCAGUAUGGAGGGUCCACUUGUGUUGUCCUGACGGAGCCUGGAGCUGUGCAGUGGGACACGGACCUGACGCUGGUAUCGGGUUCUGAUUAA
Molecule: messenger RNA, 2478 nt
Organism: Symbiodinium natans
Lineage: Eukaryota; Dinophyceae; Suessiales; Symbiodiniaceae
Source: the annotation of a GenBank genome assembly